This is a messenger RNA of Pogona vitticeps (central bearded dragon), 2894 nucleotides long. NCBI's taxonomy places the organism in Eukaryota, Metazoa, Chordata, Lepidosauria, Squamata, Agamidae. The record is from RefSeq and is a predicted model, not a curated record.
GUUCAGAUCAAGCUGGUCACAUGAGGCUGAAUUUUCAGUUCAGUUCAUUAGUCAGCCAUUUUGAUCAACACCCUGCUUACUGCGCACAACCAAUCCUAUUAUCACUCGGCAUCUUGGCUUGACUGAAGUGGGAAGAGAAGAGAAGAGAGGCUGAUAGAUUCCAGCAAUUCCAGAUACAUUUUUGCCUAUAUAUUUUAUCAUCUUUUUUAAAACCCUCUUUAAGAAACAGGGAAGUGUUUUUUUUUCUUCCCUCUUUUUUGAUGCAGAGGCCAUGUUUGCUGUGGUCAUUUAGGAGUGAUUCUUUACAGUCAAAUUGAAGAAAAGAGAGCGUUUGCAGAAGACGACAGAGGAUACAGAAAGAAGGGGUUUCGUCCCUCACUGUGCCUUUUGUUUCUCAGAAACAAGUACUGUGUUUGUGAUCUGGAGCAAAUCAUUUCUGAUUCAGCAAGGAAUUUUUGUUUCCCCCCCCCUUUGUCAGAAAGGUUUUCUUUUUUUCUUUUUAGUUUUUGUAUUUUGAUUUUAUUGUUGUACCAGCUGAGUCAUCAUGUCUGCUCUGACGCCUCAAGGUGAUAUGCCAACCCCUACCACAGACAAGAUCACACAGGCUGCCAUGGAGACCAUCUAUCUUUGCAAAUUCCGAGUAUCCAUGGAUGGAGAAUGGCUCUGUUUGCGAGAGCUGGAUGACAUCUCUCUUACACCUGACCCUGAACCUACCCAUGAAGACUCUUGGGAGGAUUUGACAGAUUUGGUGGAGCAAUUGCGUGAUGAUACAGAAGAUCCCAAUUAUCUCAUGGCUAAUGAACGUAUGAACCUGAUGAAUAUGGCUAAACUGAGCAUAAAGGGCUUAAUUGAAUCUGCUCUUAACCUUGGGAGAACACUGGACUCUGACUAUGCACCUCUUCAGCAGUUUUUUGUAGUGAUGGAACACUGCCUUAAACAUGGCUUAAAAGCCAAGAAGACUUUUCUGGGCCAAAACAAGUCAUUUUGGGGACCUCUGGAAUUGGUAGAGAAGUUUGUACCUGAAGCUGCAGAAAUCACAGCAAGUGUUAAAGAUCUGCCAGGAUUAAAGACACCUGUGGGGAGGGGAAGAGCCUGGCUCCGUUUAGCAUUAAUGCAGAAGAAGCUUUCAGAAUACAUGAAAGCCUUGAUAAAUCGAAGGGAAAUUCUCAGUGAAUUUUAUGAACCUAAUGCACUCAUGAUGGAGGAAGAAGGUGCCAUAAUUGCUGGCCUUUUAGUAGGCCUAAAUGUCAUUGAUGCAAAUUUCUGCAUGAAGGGUGAAGAUUUAGACUCUCAGGUUGGAGUUAUUGAUUUUUCAAUGUACUUAAAGGAUGGAAACAGCAGUAAAGGAAGUGAGGGGGACGGUCAUAUUACCGCAAUUCUGGACCAGAAAAAUUAUGUAGAAGAGCUCAAUAGACAUUUAAGUGCCACAGUCAACAAUCUGCAGGCAAAAGUUGAUGCGUUAGAAAAAUCAAACACAAAGCUUACUGAGGAGCUUGCUGUUGCAAACAACAGAAUUAUAACUCUGCAAGAAGAGAUGGAACGAGUCAAAGAAGAAAGUUCAUAUAUUUUGGAAUCCAACAGAAAGGCGACUAAGCAGGACAGAACUGCAGAUGGACAUGCCCUAAGUGAAGCACGGAAGCAAUUGAAGGAGGAAACACAGUUACGGCUGGAUGUUGAAAAAGAACUUGAAGUGCAGAUUGGAAUGAGACAAGAGAUGGAACUCGCCAUGAAAAUGCUGGAAAAAGACGUCUGUGAGAAGCAAGAUGCACUGGUGGCACUUAGGCAGCAACUUGAUGACCUCAGGGCCCUAAAACUUGAACUUUCUUUCAAGCUGCAGAGUUCAGAUUUGGGAGCGAAGCAGAAGAGUGAACUGAACAGCCGCUUGGAGGAGAAGACAAACCAGAUGGCUGCUACCAUUAAAUUGCUUGAACAAAGAUUGCAGCAAUCCGAGAGAGAGCGCCAGACUCUGGAAGAGGACAAUCGGCUCUUCAAGCAGGAAUUUGGGGAUAAGAUCAACAGCCUUCAGCUGGAGGUGGAACAGCUCAGCAAGCAGCGGGGACAGCUUGAACUGGAACUGAAACGGGAACGAGACCCAGGGUCCCAUUUCCACCAUAGAAUUCAAGGAAACAGAAGCUUGCACAGCCAAAACAGAAGCUUCCGAAAGGAUGCAGGAAAUAAAUUCUUGGAAGGAGAUGCCCAGCAGAAAAUACCAGUGAAAGAUGAGAAAAGCAAAGUAGCUCACAGUCUGCAAGAGGAGCAUGAGCAGCCUAGCCUUGGAAAAUCAGAGCUCUGCCAGCUGUGUCAAGAAGAAAGCACUCGGAGCAAAAGAAAGAACAUCUGCAAGAACUGCAGUGGAGUCUUCUGCGAAGAUUGUUCAGCAAAUGAACUGCCUCUCCCCUCCAGCAUAUACCCCGAAUGUGUCUGCAACCAAUGCCACAAGCAUUUGAUACAGCAAUAUUCAGCAAGCCCCUCCUAGGAUUCUGAUACCGGUGGACAGCAGUUUUGUUAAGCGUAGCUUAAUUUAGCAGUUGAUUCCAUCGCUGAAACCUGGCUGGUUCUCCAUCCUUCUGGAGCUGUCUGGGAAUGUUUUCAAAGCAGCAAAUUUACCUGCCACUGCAGGACUGGAGCCAUAGGGGUGCAUGCAGUGGCAUUUAGUUUUAAAUGUGUAACAUUUAAGGCUCUCGGGUGAAUUGCUCCUUGAAGAUUUUCAUUGUCUACUGUGGGCCGUGUGAUUUUGUGCUCCCAAGUUCCUGUAUUAAAACUACAGUAUCCUGAUAAAAGAUGUAAUGAUGACUAGUUAGCUAGCAACUGUUGUUCCCACCAGGGCACAGUGGCACAAUGCGAGCUUGUGUGUUCUUGGCAAAAAAAGAGAAAAAAAAAGAAUUUUGCCUCCU